Messenger RNA from Ostreobium quekettii, 1047 nucleotides. Lineage: Eukaryota; Viridiplantae; Chlorophyta; Ulvophyceae; Bryopsidales; Ostreobiaceae. The record is from the annotation of a GenBank genome assembly.
AUGCAUGCGGCCGCCACGGACGUGCUGGAGCGCCUGGAGCGCUGCGCCAUCCGUGGCGCGCCGGAACUGGUCGAAGGCGACCUGACGGGCGGCGGCCUGCGGCCAUGCUUCCUGGUCGCCUGCCGGGAUCUGUGCGGCGGGAUCCGCCUAGUGGCCCAAUCGCUGCCCGGGAUUGGUGCCGAGGUCUCGAAUUUGGCGACGGAGGUGAUCGAAUCCGCGAAGAGCGAGGGGAGCGCGUCGAGCGGGAGGCUGGACGCGAGGCUGCGCGCCCUGGCCGAGAAGUUGGAUCCGGGCGGGGGAGCGGGGCGACUGGCGGCGGUGGAGGCCCUGGUGGCGUUUUUGCAAGCCGGCAGGAUGCGCCAGACCGCGGCGGGCAGGGUCGGGGGAUCCAGCCAGGUGGAGGGCGGGGUCGAUCGCGAGGAGGAGGGAUGCGUGGAGGUCAGCGGUUGUUUGAGGCGCCUGGCGGUGACGGCCAAAGUCGAUGUGGCUGGGGGCUCCGCCGAGGCCCUGGUCGCCACGGUGGCGUCCCGGGUGGAGGGCUUCCUGAGCCGGCUGCCAGAGGAGCAUUUUUCGUCGGCGAUUGGGCGGGAGGAGCUUAGCGAGGCGCAGCUGGGGUUGGUGGGGGAUAUCCAUGCCGCGAUGGCCGCGGAGUACGGCCUCAGGCGGCGCAUGCUGAUCGAGAGGGCCGGCGUGACGCUGCAGUCCUUCCUUUGGUCCGCCCGGCUACGCGAGAAGUGCACGGAGGCCGAGGCGGAGGAAAUCGUCCGGAAUGCCAAACUCGGGAUGGACCCCGAGCCGUCGGUGUCCCUGGCCGACCUGUUCGAUGCCCGACUGGCGGAUGUCGCAUCCGUGUCGGCGCGAGCGGGCGGGUCGAAUUGCGGCGCGUCGGUGAAGGGCGUGAUCAUCGGGCGGGUGCCCGACCGGGGCGGCCGGGCGGAGGGCCGCGAAGGCGAGGCGCUGCGCGGCAUGCCGGGUUUUCAGAAGCGGCAGGGGGGCGGAUGGGACGACGGCGGCGGUCGAGGGAGAAGGAAAAAGCAUCGAAAGUGA